CAUAUAUAUAUUAUAUCCUAACUCCAUCUGUCUUCUCUCCCUCAAUCUUCUUUUAGCUCUCCCCCUUUUUUCUUUUCCUUCUUUCCCAAAAUGAACUCUACAGCAUCCUUUGUAUGUGUGACUUGUGGCACAAACACUCCUUCCGAUGUUUCUGGUGCUCCUCUCAAAACCUGCAUCAUCUGUGAUGAACCUCGGCAAUACAUCCGUGCAGGUGGACAGGAAUGGACUACACUUGAUGAGCUCAAGGCUAGCAAGAAAUACAAGAAUGUCUUCACUCCUACUGAAGCUGAUCCGGAGCACAUGAUCUCUAUAGCUACCACUCCCCAAUAUGCAAUCGGUCAACGAGGCAUCCUCAUCCGAACUCCAAAGGGUAAUGUCCUUUGGGACUGUAUCACUUACAUUGAUCAAGAGACUAUCGCCAAGGUCAAGGAACUAGGUGGGCUUAAGGCUAUCAUCAUCUCUCACCCACAUUACUACUCUUCCCUCAAGGAGUGGAGCGAAGCCUUUGGUGGGAUUCCUGUCUAUACUCACAUAAACGACCAAAAAUGGGUCCAACGUCCUGCAGAAAACCACAUCUUCUGGGAAGGCACAACUCUUCAAUUGUUGGACAAUGAGAUUACAGUGAUGUGCCCUGGAGGCCAUUUUGACGGAUCAGCACUAUUGCUCUGGAACAAGAAUUUGUUGGUCGCGGAUACGAUGAUGGUGGCUGCGUCUCGUAAAUCAGUCUCAUUCAUGUACAGCUUCCCGAACUAUUGGCCAUUAGGACCACAGGAAGUGAAGACUAUCUGGAAGACAGUCCGACCAUUUGAAUUUGAUAACUUGUUAGGGGCAUGGGUUGGUAAAGAGGUUAUUGGACAUGGACGCAGUAUUGUUUACGAGAGUGCAAAACUCUAUACGAAAUACAGUGGGCAUGACGCUUCCAAGUUUUACGGGGCAGACGAGGAGGAGCUCGCAUUCAACUAAAAGGAAUUGAAAUAAAUAAAUAAACAGAU
This is a messenger RNA of Lobosporangium transversale, 992 nucleotides long. Its product is annotated as metallo-beta-lactamase. The coding region runs from base 91 to 963 and encodes 290 amino acids. The transcript has a single exon. NCBI's taxonomy places the organism in Eukaryota, Fungi, Mortierellomycota, Mortierellomycetes, Mortierellales, Mortierellaceae. The record is from RefSeq and is a predicted model, not a curated record.